AUGCGAUUCCUGACGGACAUGUGGCAUCCCAACAUUUACGCAAGUGGCCUUGUUUGUAUUUCCAUCCUCCACGCCCCGGGUGACGACCCGAACCAUUACGAGCACGCCUCCGAGCGUUGGUCCCCCAUCCAAUCUGUCGAGAAAAUUCUCAUCAGCGUCAUGAGCAUGCUUGCCGAGCCCAACGAUGAGAGCCCUGCCAACGUGGAGGCCGCUAAGAUGUGGAGAGAUAGGAGGGCCGAGUACGAACAAAAGUGA
Parascedosporium putredinis is the source of this 255-nucleotide messenger RNA. The record is from the annotation of a GenBank genome assembly. NCBI's taxonomy places the organism in Eukaryota, Fungi, Ascomycota, Sordariomycetes, Microascales, Microascaceae.